Molecule: messenger RNA, 415 nt
Organism: Rubroshorea leprosula
Lineage: Eukaryota; Viridiplantae; Streptophyta; Magnoliopsida; Malvales; Dipterocarpaceae
Source: the annotation of a GenBank genome assembly
UUCCAACGAGUGGAGAUAGAUUGAUCCAAUGAUCAUUCAUCCGCUCAUUGCUCUUCUGCAAGAAUGGUUCAGAUAGUUGGAGAGAGCCAAGGAGAUGAGGCAGGAGAAAGAGCUCUCACAGAUGUUGCCUGAAUCAAGGCAGAUCAAUGCAGCUAUGCCUUAUGUGCCAUCCAGAUUACUUUUCCACACUGAACUCAUGCUUCAGUCAGAGCUACCUCUUCAGUGUACACUCAAAAGAGAAGUCAAUAUGCAGAGCAGGAAUACCCAGGUUCAGGCCAUUCAGACUCUAAUAUUGGAGAAUUUAUGGUCCUGACUCCUGAGGCACUGUCAUAUGCACAACUGACUAUGAUGAUAUUUCAGAUGUUGACACAUCACUUAAUCUGUGAAAAAGUUUUACAAUGUUAGUCUAUCUAGU